UAAAUGAAGGGACACCGUAGAGUUGCGCACUCAAUUGCUCUUGUCAGGCAUAUGUGACGUCCAUUUGAUCCGGAGGGCCACACACGCAAUAAUUCCACAUCAGUUGUACUCUCUAGCGAUGAACACGAACAUUCAACGCAUUCAUGCAUGUCUGCACUACAUAUGUAGGAACCAUCAGUGAGCAAUCGGAUGGGAUAGUGCAGUGUCAGCUGAUUCGGACGCUUCUCGCGCCAUAUCACCGAAUUAGACAAUUUCGAUUUCGUAACCAAAUGUACAUAUGUAUGCUGAAAGACCCUAUCAUCUCAUCGAUGCUGAAGUGCGAAGAGAUCGAGGUAGAGACACACACGGCAUAAAGUCGGAGAUCUGAUUAGAUAACCCGCAUCAGCCGUUGAAAUCAGACCACUUCCGUCGUCACCACAGCAGCUCCGUUGGCGCAAAACAUUCCGUCCGCCCCAAAAAGAUUGAAGUCUAGGAUAAACACCUCCUUACCCCCAAUCGCAAACCUCAUCACAAAAUCUCCAAGCACAAUGAACACGGUGAAAUCAGUAUACUAUGGCUGGGGUACCCUCAUAGUCGCAGGCGGCGGCGCCUACUUCUUCGCCAAACGCAGCAUCAACGCCGAACGCGCCGCAAAAGCCGAAGCCGAACACCAAAAACGCCUCCGACAGUACAACCUCGAGCAGCAACACAUCACUUCCCCUUCGUCCUCGUCGAGUUCGCAAGCGGCACCGCGCAGCGUUACCAGUGAGCUCGGUAAGAAGGGUUGGAGCGAGGGUGGUGUGGGCGCGGGGGAAGCUGGGAAACCGAGUCAGGAGGCAAGCUCGGAUCCGGCGCCGACGAGGCAUGCGCCUGAGGAUGAGGAGGGUGUCGUGAGGGAGAAGAGCAAGUAUGAAGCAAGCGAUGUUUUCAGAAGUAGGAAGGGGGAUCGGUUUUCGUGAGGGAAUGAUGUUUGGUGGUGGGGGGCUUUGGGCAAUACAUCGGAAUUGCUCAGAUGGCCAAGGGAGUUGUUCUAUUAGCGUU
Periconia digitata is the source of this 1020-nucleotide messenger RNA. Lineage: Eukaryota; Fungi; Ascomycota; Dothideomycetes; Pleosporales; Periconiaceae. The record is from the annotation of a GenBank genome assembly.